Plasmodium fragile is the source of this 5433-nucleotide messenger RNA. RefSeq lists its product as uncharacterized. NCBI's taxonomy places the organism in Eukaryota, Apicomplexa, Aconoidasida, Haemosporida, Plasmodiidae. Bases 1 to 5433 code for a protein of 1810 amino acids. The transcript has a single exon. The record is from RefSeq and is a predicted model, not a curated record.
AUGGAUGUAGAUGACAAUGGCGCAAAAUUUUUUGGUAUGAAUAAAUAUGAGAAUUACGUACAUCAAAAAAAAUCCAAAGAAAAUAAAAACGGCAUUUCAACAAACACCAAGGGGAAGGACAUAAAUCGCGCCACUGGACAAUACGAUAAGAUUGAUGCACACGAGGACAAUGAACAGUCGUACGAAGGAUAUGUCACCAUCUCAGACCAGUCUUCAUGUGUGAGCUCCAUUUACAGAAACGAUUUUUAUGAUGACGACGAUGAGCAGGACAGAGAGGUGGACGAAAAUGGCAGCCGUGCCGAUGAGGAUGAAAAGUUUAACUCCGUCAAUGUGACCAACCAAUCGAGCUCACCCUAUCAUAGCAAAAGUAAUGUUAAAAACAAUUCUGAUGACUCCAUGUCAGAUGAGGAAUAUGCAACUUAUAUAGAUCAAAAGGAAAAGUAUGUAAAUAAAAUUCUCAACAGAGGAGACAGCAAUAGUUACGAAGACAAUGAUGAUUUCUUCGAAUCCCUCGAAAAGUCAGGAAAAAAGUUGGGGAAUAAAAGCAACUGGAAGAGGCUAUUUUCCUUUAACAGGAAUGGCCACGCAGCAGAUAGUGACGACAGGAAUAAACACUCCGAGCCUAGUGAACCUGCAGAGAAGGCAGCGCGCUACGGGGAAGCGGACAGUGAUCAACCGAAAAGUGCCAACUGCGCCAAUGAGAGUUCGCCACAGGGAAAGGGUAGCCCGGGCGAUCCUCCAGAUGGGCGCAGUGAUAAGCAAGAGGGUGACACGUCAGAUGUCACGCGCAAGGAAGACGAAUACACAGACGGCAAAGAUAGUCAAGAUGAUCAAGACGACGAAGACGACCUGUACUCCGUCAUAAGCGGCUCCGAGGGGGAUAACGAUAUUUUCCUCGCCACGAAGAGAAACAAUAAAACGUGCAUGGCAGCCCCGAAAGGGGACAGCGCGAAGAAGGAUGGACAAACAACAAUCGAUCAGCGGCAGCAAAAAGAAAUCCAUGAUAAGGAGGAAAACAAAAAAGCUGUCGGCUCUCCACGCGCAAGCGCAACUAGGAGGAUUAAAUUCGAGGACGAAAUAGUGCAAAAUGAUGAAGCGGUUAAAACGACAACAAAGGAUAAAAAGGAAAGGCUGGAUAAGAAGAAGGAACAAAUGGGUGCCUCCCCCGGCCAGAUGAACAUAAGUCCGAACGAACAGGACACCAAAAAGAGACACAGGGAAAAGAAAAAACAUUUUCAAAAUAAAAAAAAUUACGCAUUUAAAAAACUUGUGUCUUCCACUAUUAAUAUGUGCCGUCCAAGAAUUAAAAGCGCAAAUGGUACGGAGGAUAUUCUAAGCAAUAUGGAAAAAAUUUCGAAAAUGGUCAUACUUGAUGAUGAAAAAAUGGGGAGCGGAACGAAUGAGAUGGAGGAACAAGAGGAAGAUGAAAGCACCAACAGUCUCUACGACGAUGUAGAUAACAUCCUGGACGAUCGGAAAAAAAUGUACAUGAAAAAAAAAAAUGAAUAUCUUAUGAACAAGACUAAAAGUGAAGGCUUAAUGAACACUGCGGAGAAUGAAAGCGGGCAGCAACAGAGCAGCAGGGGAAACUUAAACGAUGUGCAAAAAAGCAGCGCUGGUAGGAGCACCGCUGCCGACGCCAAAGAUGCAGAAGGAGAACGAACCGAUUUUAUGUACUACCUAAAUCACAACAUGAUAGAAUUAAAUGAAAAUGUUUUCAAAUUAUACCAUGGGACCUGUGAUUACACACAUCGAAAUUUGUGCGCAAAGAACAUCAUCAACAUCGUGCCCCACCUGAACAACAUAUAUGAGCGUACCAAUUUAAGCUACAUAAAGGACUCGCCAAAUUUCCACGAAGUGUACAAGGUUGUUCCAGAGUGGAAAAAUUCCUUCGAGAUGCUAAACAAGAAAGCGCAAGAGGACACAGAAGAUAUGAAAAAUGUGCUCAGGAGGAUUGAGAAUAUUCAAAAUGACUUGGAUGAAUUGGGAAGAGAUCUCACAGAAGAUAAAAAAGAAUUCGAAAAUAUAAAAUUCGAAACGGUGCAGCAUGAAUCCAUGAUAACAAAUUUGGAGAAAAAAAAUAAAAUGCUUAUUAAGGGAGUAUUGAAAUUGGAUAAUAUGUCCUUUAAAUUAAAAAAGGUACAUAAUAUAACUACGAACAAUAUGAAUAAUUUUACCAUUGCAGAAAAUGUAAACAGGUUACUAAAAUAUAUGGAUAGUUCUCUUACCGAUUAUUCACAACUCUUUUCAGAGGAAAAAACUAUGGACAUUCUACGAUUCCAGCCGAUUGAUCAUGUUUAUAAUUCUCUCACCAACACAGAUGAUGAAUCAUGCUUCAUCAUGAAUCUCCUGAGAGAGGAAUUGAAAGAAAUGAUACUAGAGAAGAAGGACCAAAUGCAAAAUAUCAUAAGAAGGACCAUGCUGUACAAUGCAUACAACACAAAUAGCUACAAGGAGCAAAUCACCAACACACUAAAUAAACAGAGCCAAAUGAUAAAUCGUAUAAAAUGCAACAUACACAGCAAUGUACUUCUACUCUUUGAAAUGUAUGAAAAAUUUGCAAAGAAAAAUAUGAAGGUUGUAAAAAUUGCGGAAAAUCAUAUAAAGAAUUACCUAAAUGAAGAAACGAAAGCGUCCUACAUAAUAAAAUCUGUUAACGAUGACAAAAAAAAAAUCUCCAAAUAUUUUAACUCUAUUAAUUUUACACGAAACAAACCAAUUAUUCAUCCUUUCUUUAUUCACUUUUGUUUAAGUGACAAUUUUGUUCAUCAUUUUAUUACCUUUGUUCUAGAUCCUUUAUCACACGAACACCAAAAAAUUUUCCUGCAGUAUUGUUCUGUGGCUGGUUUCAAUUCUCCAUUAUUUGUUGAAAAAAUUGUCAAACUGUACAGACAAGAAGAGCUAUUCACCAAGAGUGACACUUCGUAUGAUUUUAGGUCAGCUUACUCCAGAAUUAUCCUCCCCGAUUUCUCAGACGCUUGUAAUAAUUCAUACCCUAAUCCGCAGUAUGAACGUUGGAAUGAAGAAAAUCAGUACUUGUUAGCUUUGAAAACUGCAUCAGAUUGCUGUUUUAAAUCUCUUCUAGAGAACAACCAAUUUGAUCACCUCUCUGCCGUGGACUCCAAUAAUGCAUUCAAUUUGUUUCACUACAUCCCCGAGUCCAUAACCAACAUGAGCAGCGGUGCGGCUGUUCCCAGUCACUCAAGUUAUUCUCCCCUUCAUACUAACAACAACUUUAGUUUUAACACUAGCAAUAAUGGACCCGUCUCCUCCUUUGGAAUGGCAAACUUUGGUGCUACCAACAAAUUCGGCACCUCUCCCUCAUUUGGUAACAACAGCAUGAUGAUGAAUAAUAGUUCCACGCUCAGUAACAAUACCAGCGGGAUGUUUGCUCAGAGUAGCGGAAGUCUAUUUCCAAGUGGUACUUCUUCCUCAGGUGGGAUGUUCGGAAGUUUCAAUGCCACCCGCACCACGAGUGGCAUGAACCAGGCAAGUGCCUCUACAAACCAGUUUGGCAGCCUCUCCAACCAGUUUGGUAUCCAGCCCAGCACAACCCCGAGCAACACAUUUGGAACGAACAUGAUGAGCGCCCCCUCAAGCGGAGGAGCGAGCAACAUGUUUAACCAGAACAGCUCCAGUUCUCUGAGCGGAUUUAACCAAAACAGAACCAACUGUUUUGUUGGGGGCACCUCUGGAGGAAUGUUCGGAAGUGCUAACGCUGCAGCGGCCACCGCUGGUAGCGCCACCCAGCUAGGAAGCACCUCCAACGUGUUUGGGGGCACUCAGAACAGUUCGACCUCCAUGUUUGGAAGUAACUUCAAACAGAAUGUAUCAAGCAAUAUGUUUGGCAAUAAUACAGCCGGUAAUCAGGCCGGCGGUAUGGCUAGUAGUAACCUGUUUGGAACAAGCGGAAGCGCCAACAGGGGAAAUUUCUUCAACAGCAGCGGUGGUAGCGGCGCGCUGGGAAUGUCGACAAAUACGAUGGGUGCAAACACCAUGGGCGCCAACGCGGGACUGUUUAACCAGGGCAACAACGCCAGCACCAAGUCCAGCCUUUUCGGUGGCCUCUCCUCAAGUAACGCAAAUAUGUCAAACGCGCAAUUCGGGAAAAGUGGGCAAAUGGGCUCAAGUAACUUAUUCCAAAGUGGCUCUAGCACAGCGGGCGGCAUGGGCAUGAGCAGCCUAAGUAACAACAGCGGCAACAUGUUCCUUGCGCUUAACAAUCAGUCCAACACGAAUAUGUUCGCAAGUAACAAUAAUAGUGGCAGCACCCCCUUUGGAAAAAACUUCCCCAGUGGAGGUAGCUCUAAUUUGAAAGAUAGCAUGUUCUCAUCGUCUCAAUCAACCAGCAGGAAUCAAAUGACGAGUAUUAAUUUCUUUUCUGCAAAUAAGGACAUGAUGGGUACGGCGACGAGUAAUAACAAUUUUUUUGCGAACACCUCUACAGGUGUAAACACUGGCGCGUCUGCAUUUGGAAGCAAGCAAAAUUUUGGAACGUCCAGCAUGAUGUCUGGAGGAAUGAACUCAAGCCAAGCCAACCAAAGUGGAAACCUCUUCAAUAGGGGUGGUAUGUAUAAUGGGCAAAUGUCAACCGUUUGUGGUAACACCAAUUUUAACAACCUCAGCAGCAACAACAAUAGUAGCAGAAUGGACAAUUCCCUUUCCGCCAAUAAGUAUGGAAACUACUUCCAGAAUAAUAGUACCUCCAAAAGCAGCAUCUUUGGUGCAGGUGCGAAUAACCUCUCAAGCAGUAGUAACACCAAUUUUCUUCACGCAAAUUCAAGCAAUAAAAAUAGCAACGUGUUUAAUAACCCCAGUAGUAACAACACACCCAUGGGAAAUAUGUUUGGUAACAACUUAGCUUACGGUAGUAAUGCAAGCAGUUUGUCAUAUAACAAUAGCACCAAUAGAAAUCCCACGAACAACCUGCUGAGUGCACAAAGUAGUAACAACCAGUUCAGAUCACCUGUAGGGAUGAUGACAGGAAAUAACACUCCCACCAGUAACAGUAAUAAUAACAUGUUCCUAUCUAACCAGAAUAAAUCCUCCUUCAUGUUCCCAAAUGAUAAUAAAGGAAUGAGUAACCCUGCGACGUAUAGCAAUAAUUUGUUUCAAAAUGCAGGUAACAGUUUUCUUGCAAAUAACAAACCUGGAAUGACAUCGCCGUCUAGUAUGUCCAACAGCUUGUUCCAAAAAAAUGCCUAUUCUUCGCUAAAUCAGAACAAAGGAUCCAUGUCAACUUUUAACCCUAACAGCAACAACCCCGGGAACUUUGGUUUGGUCAACCAUAACGCCGGGCUCAUGGGUGGGGCCAACAUUGGCAAUACCAGCGGCAACAACAGCAACGUUAAUCGAUUCCAGCAGAACAACUCGUCGAACUUCCCCUCAGUUUUCAACCAAUCUAACAAGGGCAACACCAUCUUUUCGAGGUAA